This is a messenger RNA of Arabidopsis arenosa, 1222 nucleotides long. The record is from the annotation of a GenBank genome assembly. Lineage: Eukaryota; Viridiplantae; Streptophyta; Magnoliopsida; Brassicales; Brassicaceae.
GAAACCUAGUUAACAAAAGUGAUAAUUAUUUGUCGGAGCUAAACACUAAUUAACCUACCAUCUCGACAAAAUUUGUAGAUUUUGGAAGAGAAAGAGUGAUGAGUCGUGGGAAUUACAAGAACCCGUGCUUGACCAUGCAUCAGCCAUGGGCUUCACUUCUUGUCCAUGGUAUCAAACGCAUCGAAGGCAGAUCCUGGCCUGCCCCAAUUCGAGGUCGUUUAUGGAUUCAUGCUGCUAGUAAAGUACCUGAUGAAGCAACUAUUAAAGCAAUGGAAGAGUUUUAUCAAGAAAUUUAUGCUGUUGAUGGGAUCACUGAUAUUCAAUUCCCCCAACAUUACCCUGUUUCAAGACUAAUUGGAUGUGUUGAGGUUGUUGGCUGUGUCACCUCCGAUGAACUUCAGAACUGGGAUGCUUUACCUCAAGGGGUGAGGCUUGAAGGACAAACCAAUUUUUGUUGGCUAUGUGAGCAGCCACAGAAACUGAUUAUUCCAUUUGAGAUGCGCGGGUACCAGGGUGUCUAUAACUUAGAAAAUAAGAUUUAUGUAGCAGCAGCGAGAGGUCUUAUGCCUUCUCAAAACUCUUCUAAGGUGAAAUUCCCUCUUCCAGACCCAAAAGACCAGUUUUCUUUGAAACCCGGUUCUAUUCCUUGUACAAUACAAGAGAAGAAAGCACUUGAUUCAGAGCAAGUUACCAGUCUCACAGCUGCAAUUGCGGGUGCAAAAGCAGCGGCUACACAAUUUUCGAAGAAGGGGCAAAGUCUCCAAACAAAUAAUAUAUUUGAUUACACAACAAGAAGCAAGAGCAAAGUUAUUGAAGAUGAAGCAGCAGAAUCUCUGGAUAACCCGGUUCUUGGUUCUGGUGGAACGUCUGACCAUACUUAUACAACGAGAAGCAAGAACAGAGGCACACAGAUGGGUGAAGAAGUAUGUAGUGAAAGCAGCAGCAGAGUAGAAUCUAGUCAAAGAAGUGUAGUCACAAAGAGAGAGGACAGGAAUGCAAGUAUUGGUGAAAGAAGGUUUGAUCCUGGAUCUGCCCGGAUUAUGGCCGCUGCAAUUAGGAACUUGAAGCCAUCUUCUUGAUCUAUUGUGACAAGGUUGUACCAUAUUGUGUAUCAUUCUUUUUAAAACAUGUUCAUGACAAAGUUUGGCGUGGCUAUAAGUUAGUUUAUAGGUCUAUGAUAUACAUUCUUUUUUUUUUGGACAAACAAAAGGUCUGUUAUACU